AUGUUGGGAAGAUUGGCUUGCUGUGUCGCGCUGGCGACACCGGCGCUCUCUAUUGUCAUGAGCCGAGUGAACCCGGGAAGCAGAGUCAGGCUAUUGGCAGCGCCUGCUGCCGACCAGAUGAUCACGCUCUCUAUCGGGUUGACAUUGAGCAAUGUGGACCAAUUGGAGGAAAAGUUGAAGGCAGUUUCCACUCCGGGGAGCCCGGACUAUGGCAAAUAUCUCAACAAGGACGAAGUCGCCGCUCUCUUCUCCCCAUCCGCUGAUGCUUUUAGCACUGUUGUAAGCUGGUUGCAAAGCAACGGGGUCGAACACAUAUCUGAACAGGGAUCGAAUGUUAACUUUGCGACGACAGUUGCCAACGCAAACAAGCUGCUCGACACCAAGUUCGCUUACUACGAUGUCGAAGGUGUCCAGAAGCUGCGGACGAGGCAAUACUCUGUGCCUGAUGAGGUGGCAAGCCAUGUGCACCUGAUCCAUCCGACGACGUACUUUGGCAGCACGAAGUCGUUCAGAAUGCCGGAGGACCUAAUCGAAGUAUCGAAGAUUGCCAUGGCUCCAUUUGCCGUCAAUACUACAAGCAAUUGUUCCGUGCUGAUCACACCUGACUGCUUCCGUACAGCUUAUGGCGUAGACGACUAUACGCCAGACGCAAGCAGCGGCAGUCGGGUCGCUUUCGGCAGUUUCUUAAACGAGUCGGCACGCCUGGAGGACCUCCAUUUGUACCAACAGGCCUAUGGGAUCCCGUUGUCAAACUUCUCCGUGGAAGUGAUCAACGGCGGAGAAGAUCACCAGGACAUCAAUGGCUCAGUUGGUGAAGCCAACCUCGACGCACAGUUCCUGAAUGCGGUCACUUACCCUCUCCCGGAAAUCCAGUACAUCACUGGAGGAAGCCCCCCAUUUGUCCCGAAUCUGGACAUUCCUGACGCAGAGAGUAACUCGAACGAGCCUUACCUGGAGUAUUACGAGUACCUCCUCAACAAGACCAAUGAAGAACUUCCACAGGUUAUCUCUAACUCAUACGGUGACGAUGAGCAGACCGUGCCACCAGACUAUGCGAAGCGUGUCUGCGAUCUGAUCGGCAUGAUGGGCUUGCGGGGCAUCUCAGUGCUCGAGUCAUCUGGUGACACUGGUGUCGGAGCUCCGUGCAUGUCCAACGACGGGAAGAACCACACCGAGUUCACACCAAGUUUUCCCUCCAGUUGCCCCUACAUCACCUCUGUUGGUGGAACUCAGUCAUGGGCUCCAGAGGUCGGCUGGGAUGGAAGCAGUGGCGGCUUCAGCAACUAUUUCGCUCAGGCCUGGUACCAGGCCAAGGCUGUCAACACCUAUCUUGAGGAGGGCAUCAAUGCGGAGGCGAAGAAGUACUAUGAGGCUGGCGCAUACGCCAACUUCUCGGGGAGAGCAUUCCCUGACAUCACGGCACACAGUCUCCAUCCCAACUAUGCCGUCUACAGCCGCAAUAGGCAAGGGCAGACUGGAGGGACGUCGGCCGCAACCCCGGUUGUGGCAGGAGUCAUCGGUCUGCUGAACGAUGCGCGCCUCCGCGCUGGCAAGCCAACCAUGGGUUUCCUCAACCCGUUCAUCUACAGCUUGAAAUACGGUCCCCUUAUCGAUGUGACCCUCGGUACCGCGACAGGCUGCACAGGGGUAAACUCGCAGACGGGCCAGGAGCUUCCAGGUGCUGGUAUUAUCCCAUUCGCGACUUGGAACAACACCCUCGGCUGGGAUCCAGUGACCGGGAUGGGCAUGCCUUACUUCAAGGAGAUGGUAAAGGUGGCGUUGGAUAUUGUCUAA
Neoarthrinium moseri is the source of this 1794-nucleotide messenger RNA. RefSeq lists its product as uncharacterized. The coding region runs from base 1 to 1794 and encodes 597 amino acids. Gene Ontology annotation, biological process: proteolysis. Lineage: Eukaryota; Fungi; Ascomycota; Sordariomycetes; Amphisphaeriales; Apiosporaceae. The record is from RefSeq and is a predicted model, not a curated record. Gene Ontology annotation, molecular function: serine-type endopeptidase activity; tripeptidyl-peptidase activity. The transcript has 2 exons.